Molecule: messenger RNA, 447 nt
Organism: Microthlaspi erraticum
Lineage: Eukaryota; Viridiplantae; Streptophyta; Magnoliopsida; Brassicales; Brassicaceae
Source: the annotation of a GenBank genome assembly
AUGUCGAGGUAUAUUGUUGAUCAUAUGUAUGGUCUGGAUUUGUCGAGCAACCAAUUAUCUGGUGAGAUUCCAGUUGAGAUUGGAGAUCUUGAGGGCUUCAAAUCUUUGAAUCUUUCAAGCAACCGCCUCACAGGCUCCAUACCAUACAGCAUUUCAAAGCUCAAGGACUUGGAGAGUCUGGAUCUAUCCAACAAUGAACUAUCUGGAAACAUCCCUCCUUGCAACCCCACGAGAGCUCCAGAGGAAAGUGCCAAUGAGGAAGAAGAUGAUGAAGUGAUAGACAUGGAGUGGUUUUACUGGACUUGUGGUGCAGUCUACAUCUCCACAUGCCUGGCCGUGUUUGUGUUUCUCUGCAUAGACACACGUUGGUCUCAAGAAUGGUUUUACCGUGUAGAUCUCUUCAUUCAUCACCUUCAACGCUUCAAGCGUUCUGCUUUCCGCAACUGA